CACGCUUUCUGCUGCCUGUGACAGGAGGCUGUGCAGACUCAGUCCUGCUCGUCGGUCGCCAUGGGGAAAAAACGCAAGAGUUCGGUACCGAAUGGGGAAUCGGGGCUGGAAGAGAAGAAAGCGAAACCCAUGGCGGUGGAGUUUACUGGCACUCACUUCAAAUCCCUUCUAAAGGAACCCCACACUGCCUUGAAAGGUUUGGAGCAGUUCAUAAACUUGGCAAGGAAGCUCCCUUCUACUGACCUGUAUGAUGUGGUGGAAGGAUACAUUAAAAUUUCGGUAGAAUGCGUAGAAAUUCUCAAGUUGCUAGAAGGAGAAAAGCGCCCGGAAAGUGAAAUAAUGUUAAUUUUUCAAGCCUUGGAAGCUGUUUUGCUGAGAACUGCCAGUGACCUCUCACAUUUAAAUGUCGCUGGAGUCAACAUUGUAAAGAAAAUGAUUAACACGCACAUGAAAUUAAUCUAUGCGUCUGUAUACUCGGAAAUCCACAGAAUGUCCAGGAUUUGCUUGAAUUUAUUGUCUGCCAUGGUGGCGCAGGGACCAGAUUGUGCCAGAGACGUAUUCAGCCAUUUUGAUUUUCAUAACAAAUUCUUGCCAACUUUGUUAAAAAGGAGAGACAAACAGGGAAGGCCGGAUGUCAGAAUGGCGUACAUUCAGUUUGCAACGUCUUUCUUCAUUUCUGGGGACAAUCCUACAAUCAUACAUAUCCUAGAACUGAAUGAUUUUGUUGGAGAGAUUUUCGCCACUGGCAUAAAGGAAGAUCGUAUUUCUACCAUCAAUCUUCUCCUUUCACUAUUGAAAACCAAGGUUGUUCAAAAUAAAGCAAUAACCAAGACCCAGAAAGUGCGCUUUUUCACAUUCACCUUGUUAAAUCACAUGGCAUCGCUCUACCGCUGGAAUGGGAUUGUAGAUGUGAGCACAGAAGACAUCAAGGAUAUUAAGGACCCUCAGGAAGCAGGAAAAGUCAUGAUACGGGAGUUGGUCCAUAACUUCCUGAUGGAUCUCUGCUGCUCUCUGAAGCAUGGCAUUAACUUCUAUGAUCCAAGUCUUGGAACGGCUGGAAGAGCAGGGAACCUAGUGCUUCUGCGAUUCUUAGUGGCCCUCAAAACUGCAACUGAAGAUGAGUUAAUUGGGGAUCUGGUAGUGAACAUACUGAAGGUGUGCCCUGAUUUACUGAGCAGGUACUUUAAGGAAACGCAGUACUCUUUUGUUCCGCGGGUCAAGACAGCUUGGCUGGAUAAUAUCAAACUGCUCAAGAAGAUUUAUGAAGCCCAGCCAGUUAUCUCUCCUGCUUUCAGAACCACUGAGUUUGUCCCUUUGCCAAGGCUCUUGUCUAUGCUGAUGAUUACCACAGUGGCUCCAGUGUGUAACAAGGCAAUGUUCACCCAGGGACUGAAUCUGCCUAACAAAAUAGUGAAACACACCAUCCUGUCCCUCGUGUGUUCAAUCCUGAGGAGAGCAGAGCUUAACAUCAGCCACUGCCUGAGGGAGGAUAUAUGGCAAAAGUCCGAAAUCUACACUCCAGCAACAAUGACUGAGUUUGCACAGAAAUACAGAGAGGCUCUAAGCAAGCUGCUACCGGAUAUAAAUACAGUUGUGGCAACCUGGCAGUCUCUUUCAAAGGGAGAGGGGGCUGAAACAGAGGGUGCAAAGGGAAAUAGCACCACCCCCGAGGAAGAAUUACCUCCAGCAUUCCAGGAAUUACCUGGGACAAAGGAAGAGCAUGGUUCAGAUGAUGUUCAAACCACUCUCCUAAAAGCCUCUCUGCUCCAGGUUGUGUGCCUCUAUCAGAAGGUGGUGCCGCACUUGGUGGCGCAGAGUAGUUUUGAUUUCAGCAAACUACUUAAAGGUAUUGUGAAUGAAAAAGGUGUGAGAGAAGAGGUGCCGCCUGUCCUACAGUAUCAGAUUCUCCAGGUGGCACUGGUACUGCCUGCCAACAAGUUUUCUUGGUUCAAAAUCCAGGAGACUCCUGAUGCGAGCGGGGAGAAAUCUGUCUUUUAUCUGCUUCUAAAGAUGUUUGCCACAUGCAUCAAGCCACAGCUCAAGAAUUCUAUACGGCUGUUGAUAGUAAAGGUUCUGCGUGAUAGUGGAGUAUUCGAAUACACCUGGCAGGAACUGGAUCUCUGGUUGAGAAAUCUGGAUAAAGUCACACCGGACUCCAAGGAGGCAGUAAUACAAUUUUUAGAACAGGUUUUGGUUAAACUGGUGUCCAACCCGUAUCCAUACACUGAUAAAGCAGCUGAAUCAGUUCAGGAAGCCAGCAUGCUGCAGAGCAGCUUGAGCAAGCAGGAUUCCGACACCGCCAGCAUCCCCAUCUCGCACAUAGAUGAUGUGAUGGAUAUGGUGGAUGUCAUUGUGGAGGGAAGUGAAGGCCUGGAUGAUGAAAUUGGUGUCACCUUGGACAAUGAUCUGAUUCUUCAGACAUUUCCAUUUAGUGCAGCUGUGCCAGUGGCCCUGGAAAUACGCAAUAAGCUCCUGGCAACAGAGGAGGAUGAACAUGACUGUGUGCUGCAGUACCUGGUGUCAGUGCUUACAGACAUACUGCACUCCCAGAGAGACCCUUUGGCUUUGUGUCUGUUACUCCAAAACUGUGACAAGGAGUUGAAAAGCUUGAACAAAAGCAGCAGCCAUUAUUCCCUGAUUGAAAGUUUCCAGAAAUACUACAGUCUCUGGAUCCCUUCACCCUCCAAGGAAGGUCAGUACCAAGGGCACAGCACUCCUCAGACAGACAUUAGCCUACAGAAUGAUGUUGCAUAUUCCUCAUUGCUGAAGAAGACAUUUGUGGACAUUUGCACUCCAGAGAGUCAUACUGAAGAGCUGCUGAAUGAUGCCGUGGACAGCCUUACUAUAGAGCAGCUUCCUGUGGCUGUAAAACAUACACUGCUCUGCCUCCAGUCUACAGUUGACAACUUUAACCAGUUUAAAAAAAAUGUUGGUGCCUCUCGACUGAGAUUUUUCCUGGAACUUUUAAACUGCCUCCUGUGCAGAGCAGAGACAGCCCGAGUCACCGACCAGGGAACCGCUGAGGAAUCGCAGAAGGAAUCUGAGCUUUUUAUAGACACUGAUCCCAUUUCUAUCCUGGAGUCUUCAGUGAAUACGGUCCUGGAAGAUAUCCUCACGGUAACAUUCAGACAUCCUUCUUUGGAGAACUGGUUCCUGGCGCUGGAACGCCGCUCUGUGCCUUCUCACUCUUUAAACCCUGUUGGCGUGAAACAGCUCUCAUCUUGUCUGAACCAGGGAGUAAUCCAGCUGCUGAAAUCCAGUUCUCCAUUACUCCAGGAAAUCAGUAGUCUUCCUCUGGCAUCCAAGUACUUUGAGGCUAUUUCAGAAAGCAUCUUGAAAGAGCUAAAAUUGCCUAGUAAGGCCACCAAUAAGAAGUCCCAGGCUCUAGAAGCCUUGGAAAGCUUGUAUAUGUACAUGGAUACAGUUCAACUUAAUGAAAUAAUUCUUGCUAUCUUGAAGCUCCCAGAAGAAUUUCUUCUUGUCCAGAAGAUCCAGGAUAAGACAGGAAAACAAUUAAGUUUCUAUGGAAAAGUUUUGCUGCAGCUGCUUACUGAAAGCCACCAAAGAAAGCAGCCAGGGGAGACUUUGGCCUCAGUGGUGGCUCAUGUGAGAGGAGUGAGUAGCCUCUUGCCAUCAUCAGGUGGGGAGGAAAUGGAAUCUGUACUGUAUGAGGCCCUGCAGGGCCACACAGAGUUUGCUCAUGUGGUGGGAGUUGAGAUCCUGACCUACUGCCUCACCAGGAUGUCUGAAAUCAGCCUCUGCAUAGCUGCAUUACUAAUUCAGCACAGCACAACCCAUCUGCUGCAUUUUGAGGUGUGGUGUUUAAAUCCUGCAACAGAAAAGCACCUGAAAAAUAACUCCGAAGCCUAUCUACCACUAAUCAGUGGCUACCUGAAGUGCAGAGGCAAUUUUCAGUUCGCCCGGCCAUCUAAAAUUUCCUCUGCUGUUCUCCGUGUCCUUAAGGAAGCAUUCUGGAGCAAACUGCUAAAGGUAGCCUUGAGCCCAGACACACAGGACGGUACUGAUGAACAAAUACUAGUUCUUUCCAAGCUGAUGGAAACAUCUGAUAUCAGUGACUUGCAAAAAUGUAUUGAUCGGCUCCCUGAGAUCUUGGCCCAAUCCUACAGUCAACCAAAAUGGAAUUUGGCUGAUGCUGUAUUGCAAGCUGCAGAGACUGCUGGGAUGGAGAUUAGCUCUUGGAUGAGGGCCUUAUUGGCAGCUUGUAUGAAGUGCCUGACUGCCACUUACACUGCCAACAGAGAAUGUGAGAAAGCCAAAGAGGAAGCAGAGAAAGCCAUGCUUUUGCAUUUCAAAAAACUCUUGCCUUUUGUCAGAGAAGAUGUGCCUGCUGAGUGGAAUGGACUAGUCAAAGCAGGACUUAAGUAUCGGUACAAGGACUGUGAGUUCCUGGAUGCAUUGAAUGCUGCUAUUUGCCAGUGGUAUGAACCGGACGGUCCAUCUUCUCAGUGUUUAGUGCCGCUGCCUAUGGUCCAUAUGAUGCUUACGCAGCACUCCCUUUUUCUGCCAACCCUGCUGAGGUCCCAAGAGGAGGAGGGAACUGCUACCAGUCACACUCAAGAGUUGUUGGUGGAUAUACUGAGAACCAUAGUUAAGAAGUGCCCAUCUGUCUGCGAUGGCAACCAUUUUGCAAUUUUACUUGGAGCUUACGGUGCCACCCUGAGCGCCACAGACCAAAAGAUACUCCAACUCCUGCAAGCCUAUGAAAAGAAUAAUCACAGCUUAACAGAGUUCAGGCUUCUACUGUGGGGUCCAGCUGCUGUUGAGCAUCACAAAACCCGCAAGACUUUAGGGCAGUCCCUUUGGCAGCAGCCGAGCAUGGAAGAGAUUCUCAGUCUUCUGGAUCGGGAGAAAAUAAUGAAAACCAUCUUUCAUUUUCCACAGCAUCGCAAGCUCAUCGCAGAGGGUGCAAAGGAAAUUUUAUAUGAAGACUCUGGAAUAAAAGACCUGGAUAAGCUUUAUGAUCCCUGUUUCCUGCUGCCACUUUUCAGCGAGUUGGUUAGACCAGAAUUGAUGGUGGACUGUGUAAAGUUUGUGGAUACAAAUGCACUGGGGUUAGCUAUGGCCGCCCUCAGUAGCUAUGACUAUAACAUGCGAGCAGCUGCCAACUAUGUCCUGGGCUCCUUCCUCUCCCACAUGGAAGGGGCAAGAUUCCGAGACAAGAGACAGCUGCAGUACCUGAUGGACAUCGUGAAGAAUGGUAUCCGACAGCCAAACCAGCGACUCACUUUCCUGCUGCCUCUGUACGUUGCUAAGGCGUCGCAACAAAUUCUUAAACCAGAAGAGCAUAUUUACAUAAAGAUGUCCAAAUUCCUUUUGUCACAUCAGUACUUGGAUAUGAAGAAGGUUCCGGAUUUCUACAAGCUUUUUUACAGCUUUGACUUUGAGCACAAAGUGGAGCGCGAGUGGAUUCUGGAGCUGCUGAGGGAUGGAAUGAGGGACAAGUAUUGUUAUGAACUUUGUGACAAUCAGAGGAUCUUUCACGUCAUUAUGGCCUAUUAUAACAGUCCCUUGUCUGAUGAAACCUCUCAGAAUCUGGUGCUUGAAAUACUGCAAAAUGCUUCCCACAUCACCAAAGCUGCUUAUCAGCUCAUCCGAGAUCAUAGUCUCUUAACCUGGAUUAUUCAUAUCCUAGAGAAAAGAUAUCUUGAAAACAAGUUGCUGGCGAAUCUUAUCUCACUGAUUCAUAAUUUAUGGCUGACGAACCUGGGAAAACGAGUUAGCAGCCUGGCAAACGAAGCACAGGACAAAGAUGGAGAAGCAAAGGAACAGAAGUUCCUGCCACUUCACCUGGUCAGUGAGUUUGUCAGUGUGCUCGUGGCAAUGACCAGGCACAUACGGUCCAAUUUAGAUUUCAUCCACAUUACGCAGUUUUUUAGCACCUUCAGUUCUGUUCUGAGAUAUCGUUCCAAGGUGUUGGAGGCUUUUAAAGAGAUGGGGCGUUUUGCUGCUAAUGAGUUCUUAUUUUCCAGCCAGGAUGCCCUGCUCAUUCUACACAAGUGGAGCACAAUAGAGAAAGACCUGGAUCUGCAGGAAAGGCUGAGUUCUCUAGCUCAGAAGCACAGGAUCAAAGAACUGCUGAGCACUAUCAAAGAAAAGUAUAAGCCACAGAUUCCACAUAAGCUGAGAAAGGAAGUGGAUGCUGGAGUGCAAUCACACAUAGAGGUCCCUCAGGAUUUAUCUGCUCUAAAGGCCACCAGACACCAUGUCAGAUCUGUACUGAUUCACUGGGAACCUGUAUUCUUGACCUCACCAUUAAGAUUGGCAAAGGAACAAGUAGAAGAGGGGGGUCACGCCCAACAGGCUGCCACUGACGACUGUGAAACCCAAGAUAAAAGCAUUGAUAGCUUUGUGAGUGCUGCAGCUUGUCUUAUAGCCAAGUGGAUAUUAAGAACUGAGAGUGCUGAUAGCCCAACCCUGGAGAAUGUGUAUACAUCUCUUCAGUGGUUUCAGACAAGCAUAUUGCCCCAUGGGCCUGUGGUGGAGGAGCUUCUGGAAGACAGGGUGCUGAGAAGCUCAUUGUAUAAACUUUAUAGCACUGUUUGCAAUGGAAUGGGACCAACGAACUCUAGCCCUGACCUGCUGCCAUUGUUCAACACUGUGAUGGGGCAGCUCAUGAAUACUCAGAAGCUCCCUGCUGAUCUCUGCCAUGAAGCCUUGAAAGCUGUAUUGCUGUCUCCAGGCGAAGAGGACUCCAUGCAGAAAGCUGUGCGCAAUUUCCUGUUGUCCCUGUACAUCCAAGAUAUCUGGCUGGGAGCAGACAAUCUGGACAUGUUCAGAUCUCACUUGAAUGCUGUGGCUCAAGCAGUUGACUUAGACUUUCCAACUUCCAAGGAAAAGACCCCAAAGGGAAAGAAGAAGAAGGAGGAAAGGCAGGAAGCAAUUGUCUCCUUUUGCAAAGACUUAUCAAGGGCAUUAUCCUAAUACUGUCUUCCACUGCUCAGCCUGCACUGACUUUACAUCUGCAGAUCCAACAGAUGGGGGUUUUGUACUGAGGACAAAAUUAGAAUUGGCCUGGUGGGUCUUAAUAAACUGAGACAAUGAAAAUGAAUGCAGAAUGUCCAUGAACUGACAUAAGGACAGCAGAGUACAGAUGUUUUACUGUAGCUUCAUAACAUGAAUGAAUAAGAAGUGCCUUAGUUCUGAGCCUCAAGAACAGGGAAAUUCCUACACUAAGUAAUACCUUAGUACUGGAAUUCUGUCUGUCUUACUGCCACGUCUGUACAGCCAACAGGGGGCCGCGUCUGUACAGACAACAGGGGGCCGCGUCUGUACAGCCAACAGGGGGCCGCGUCUGUACAGCCAACAGGGGGCCGCGUCUGUACAGCCAACAGGGGGCCGCGUCUGUACAGCCAACAGGGGGCCGCGUCUGUACAGCCACCAGGGGCCACGUCUGUACAACCAACAACAUAAGCCCUUCACAGCGACUUUCAUCUGACCACCCCAUGGAUAAAACCUUUGAGGAGGCCAGGGUCCUUGGUUUUAUGAUUAAGGUUUCGUGGGAGUUGGGGGGUUCUGGAAGGCAGAUGGUUUACAUUCUUGAUUUUAUUGCCUCAAUGACAUCACUGUGUACCCCAUAAUUUAGUUUUGCCAAUGAAAAAAAAAAUAUUUUGUAA
Messenger RNA from Xenopus tropicalis (tropical clawed frog), 7634 nucleotides. It is a transcript of the gene urb1, whose product is annotated as URB1 ribosome biogenesis 1 homolog (S. cerevisiae). The record is from RefSeq and is marked provisional. Lineage: Eukaryota; Metazoa; Chordata; Amphibia; Anura; Pipidae.